Molecule: messenger RNA, 3017 nt
Organism: Gopherus evgoodei (Goodes thornscrub tortoise)
Lineage: Eukaryota; Metazoa; Chordata; Testudines; Testudinidae
Gene: RHCE
Product: Rh blood group CcEe antigens
Exons: 10
Coding region: 197-1441 (414 amino acids)
Biological process (GO): ammonium homeostasis; ammonium transmembrane transport
Cellular component (GO): plasma membrane
Molecular function (GO): ammonium channel activity
Source: RefSeq, a predicted model, not a curated record
CGUCGCUGCGGGCUUACACUCCUGACGUGCCUUAGAUAAGGAGCUAUUCCUUGCUAACGCCUCUUGGGCUUUCUUAUCGAAUUGAAGUUUUUAUUCCCUCCUCACCCCCCACCUUCUUUUGGUUUGAGGUUGGUGGAACGUUCUUAUAGAAGAAAAAUAUUCCUGUGUGUGUUUUUAACACUCGAGUUAACGUACAAUGGGUUCUGACUACCCUCCCAGUCUCCGAUGUGGUCUGCCGGGGCUCAUACUCUCUUUGGAAACUGCCUUUAUCCUCAUAUUUUGGUUUUGCUUUUCAAAUGAAAGUGGAAGUACACCGAAAGACCUUGACAUCUAUCCUGCAUUUCAAGAUGUCAACGUCCUAAUGAUUUUGGGAUUUGGCUUCCUCCUGGCCUUCUUGAAAAGAUAUGGAUUUAGCAGCACUGGAUUCAACCUGCUAAUUGCUGCACUUGGAGUUCAGUGGGCUGUGCUCGUGGAAGGAUUUUUGUUUAGUUCCUCAGCAGGAAAAAUGAAAAUCAGCCUGCACAGCAUAUUAAAGGCCAGUAUAAGUGUAACUGCUGUUUUAAUCUCAGCUGGAGCUCUUCUGGGCAAGGCUAACCCUAUUCAGUUGAUUUGGAUGGCGAUGGUGGAGGUGGCAGCUUUUGUUACGAGCAGAUGGAUCAAUGUAAAAUUCCUGAAGGUUGAGGAACACACAAGCUUGAUGCAUGUUCCCAUAUUUGGGACCUACUUUGGCUUGGCAGUCUCCUGGUGGCUGUACCAUUCUUCGCUGAGUGAAAAGGUUGAAAAGGAAAAGUCUAAUCCGAUAUCUGAUUUGUUUUCAAUGCUGGGCGUUCUCUUUGUGUGGAUGUUCUGGCCAAGCUUCAACUCUGUGCUAAUCGUGGAUCUGAUGGAAAGGAGGAAUGCAAUCUGCAACACUUACUAUGCCAUAGCUGUGAGUGCUGUGGCUGCUUUUGCACUGUCAUCCUUGAGCAGCAGGAAUGGAAAAAUCAGGAUGAUCCACAUCCACCAUGCAGCACUAGCAGGAGGGGUUGCUCUUGGUUUCUCAGCUCCUAUUAUUCCACAUCCUUGGAUUGCCAUGAUAUUGGGUCUGCUUGCCAGCAUGGUCGCAGUACUGGGAUCUCACUGUUUACAGACAUAUUUGAACUCGGUGCUCAAGAUUCAUGACACCUGUGGCGUCCAUUACAUGUUUGGGUUGCCUGGAUUGCUUGGAGCGAUAGUCAAUGUCAUUCUCUUCAUAAUAAUCAAGCGGGCCAAUUUAUCAAGCCUGGGUUAUCUAGCCUUGAUUGAAGUUGGCUCUUUCAUGUUGACCACUGCUAUUGGUUUGGGAACAGGCUUCAUUACAGGUUUCAUUUUGACUUUCAAACUAUGGAAGACAUUGCCUGCAUCAAAAUACUUUGAUGACCAAGCUUAUUGGGAGUUUCCCCAUCUGGCUUAUCGAUUUUGAACAGAGGGACCGGACCAAAAUUACAGAAGAUUAGACCAAGAUGAGGAAAACAUUUCCUAUUCUCUGCUUUUAGAAAAUGAAUUGGCAUGGGAGGGAAGAAAAGGUUAAAUAUCACUCCUGAAUUUCAAAAUGAAGAAACAUUAUUGCAUUAGGCUACUUUCAAUUCUUCAAUGAUACAGUAUGUAAAGUCACAGGUAAAAUAGUUCAUUCAGCUUUUCUGCCUUGAUAAAGUCUUGCCUUCAACAUUUUCUUUUGUAAGUCAUAUACAAUGGAUCCAUCCAGCUUUGAUAGCUUAUCCUUUUAAGAUGCUUCCAGAUUUUAAUGAAGGAAGAUAUUUGUAACUCCUAUUUUGAAAGUCAAAAAAUCAUGAACAUUAAGGGCUUGAUUCUGCAGGUGCUGAGCAUGCUAGUUCUGAUCUAGCAAAACACUUGUGCUUAAAAAUAUGCACCUGCUGAAGUAAUCCUACUGAGGUUCAUGUUAAGGAAAUGCUUGAGUGCUUUGCUGGAUUGGGGCCAGUAUGCUCAGCACCUUGCAGGAUCAAAGCCUAAAUUAGUUAAAGGAAAUCUGUAGCUGCUUUGGUUUAGGCCAGCUGCUCUGAAAAUUCAUAUGUUAAGAAAUUGAAGUGUGAAGUGGAAUUGAAAAUAAAAGGCUUGACCCUACAACCCUUACUCAUGUGAUCAGUGCCCCUGAAGUUAAUAGCAUUACUUGUGCAAGGGUUGCAGCAGCUGACUGAGAAUACUCAAUCCUGAGAAGUGGGGAGUGCCUGGGAGCUGUAAAUACUCAGCUCUUCAAACGGUCAGGUGCACAGUGGAUAUUUGAGCAGCACUCUUUACUGUACUGAAGUGACUAGUGCCUCUUGCUCACAUCAGUAGUCCUCACACAAAUAAUCCCAUUUACCUAAAUGGGGCUAAUUAUGUGAGUAAGGGACUUGAAGCAUAGUGCCCAUAAUGUGUAACACAGACAGUAUUAGUCACAGGCUUAAUUAAUUAUAAACCAGUUUCUAAAGGCCUUUAUCCUGGUUUCAUGUUUAAAUGUUUUACCUUUAAACACUUGUUUAAGGAAACAAUGUAAAAAACCUGGUGCUGUGUGAGUGAAUAUUAAUGAACAAACUUUAUUUUGUAUUUUAAAGGGCCACAGUCAAUAUGAAAAAAUCAGUUGGUCUGAAAAUGUUGUGUAUAUACAAUAGUUAAAAGUAAUGCUUAACAGUACUGCCAUCUGAUGGCAUUUAAAGCCCCAGUUCUGCAUCGACUUCAAUAGGUCACCACAAGGGCCUGCCUGCAUAGAACUCAGGAUCAGGGUCUUAGUAUAUAGUUAGCCCUAAUGCUGUAAUGGACUUUGUGCAAGCAGAUUCCUGAACCCAGAUGGAGCUCCUUGUAGGACUGAGGCCUUAGUCACUGAUCUCUAGAUCCUCAAAAGGUGUUUGGGCAUGUGCCCACCCUGGAUUUCAAUGAGUUAGACAACUAAAUAUCUUUUGAGCAUCUGGGUAGAGUUUCUCCAUUUCAGAAUGUUUGUCUCAAUCACAGCUUUUUCAGUUGCCUAUGUUAAUAAAUAAAUUGCAAGUAUUGGUUGUCUUUAA